AUGAGGAUCUAUGUUCUAUUACAUCUGGGGCUAAUGGUGUCCAGGAUGGGAAUUGCGAUCAAAUCCAUGCUGAGUGGAAAGUAUCUCAAUCUGAGAAGCCUGAAGCUAGAGCCUGUUGACAAGAGGAGGAAAGAGGACUAUGUCUUCGAAUAUGAUUGGAACGAAGAUGCACCCUAUGGAUUCAGACUUCGCACUAGGGAAGGAUACCUAACUGUUGACAAAAGAUAUAGAAAGAUGAUGUUUGAUAGAAGACAUGGAUCCUCGUCUGGGUUUGAGUUCCAUUUUGUGACCCCGACGAGAUGCAAAAGUAUUAUAAUAGGACAUAGCAGCGGGCUGUGCAUGAUGGAUGCGGGAGAAGAGGUGAGGUUUACGGAAUGCAUGCCCUCUGGAAAGGAACUUCCAGAGUUUCGCUUUGAAAUUAAAGUCUUCAGGGACCGGUGUGGAUAUCUGGAAAAGAGCAAGAAGGCUAUACCCAAGGACAACGAUAGAAACAGCCAUCUCGAAAAUGGCGGCAAAGAAAAAGGUGAGGAAGGUACUGCAGAAAAGAAUCAAGACCAGGAGGGGAUAUCUUCCGAGACCACAGAUCACUCUGAGCCUGGAUGCCAUGCGAAUAUAGAGAAAGAGGAGGUAAAGGUGGAGGAGAAAAAGAAAGAGAAGAAGAAGAAGCAUCACAUAAAAGACUAUGACGAUGAGUCUCUCGAAGACAUCGUAAAAAAGGUAAGAUUCAAGAGGCCAAGAAUCAAAAAGAAGCUGAAACGCUUUGCUUCCUCAUUCAAGAGAAAGCUUGCAAAGAAAUUUCUGAAGGUCGAUAAAGUGAAGCGAGGUUCCGAAGACUCUUCUACAUAG
Molecule: messenger RNA, 846 nt
Organism: Encephalitozoon hellem ATCC 50504
Lineage: Eukaryota; Fungi; Microsporidia; Unikaryonidae
Exons: 1
Coding region: 1-846 (281 amino acids)
Source: RefSeq, a predicted model, not a curated record